CCCAUCCUUACCAGACUCUGGUUUCAGCGAGGGAAAGGUGGUUUGAACUUGGUGCUAUAGGCUGGCGGUUUCCUCGCUGCAGCGCAUAUCACUGAUUGAAUAUUGUAGCCUACGUUGGCUGACAGCUAUCGUUUCUCUUUCUGAACCAAAGCAAGCGCAGGAAAGGUAUCCACCUGCGACCGCCAGUGACACACCUCAAGCAUGGAUGCUCUGAAAUCAGCUGGAAGAGCGAUAAUCAAGAGUCCCGGAGUCCCGAGGCACACAUGGGGCACGUCCAAGCACGAAAAGCUACCAGAGAACUGGACGGACACCAAAGAGACCCUAUUGGAGGGGAUGGUGUUUCAGGUGAAAUACCUCGGCAUGACCCUGGUGGGACAGCCCAAAGGGGAGGACAUGGCCUCUGCCGCUAUUCGCCGGAUCGUCGCCACGGCCCGGGCCAGUGCUAAGAAGUUCCAGAAGGUGACCCUGACAAUCUCCCCUAAAGGCAUAAUCAUCACGGACACAGAGACACAGGACCUUGUUGAAAACGUCUCAAUAUACAGAAUUUCCUACUGUACGGCAGAUAAAACUCAGGACAAGGUGUUUGCCUACGUUUCUCAGAGUCAGUUCAACGAGACGCUAGAGUGUCAUGCCUUCCUCUGCCACAAGAAGAAGAUUGCUCAGGCUGUAACUCUGACAGUGGCCCAGGCCUUCAAAGUAGCUCUGGACCUGUGGGAGAUUGCUCAAGAAGAUAAGAGUAAAAAGACCAGGAUGUGUUGCUCGUGUUCAGUCAGUGAUGGACAAACAGAGACGACAGCCACACACACACAACCUGUCUCAGACUCAGAAAAGCCCCUGGUGAAGGAGGAGAAUGUGAGACAGCCGUUCUUCUCCAUGUCCUUCAGCUCACCGUCGCCACGCAACAAACCCAGCCUGAGACGACCAAUCAAACACGACUCCUGGGAUGUGGAGGAUGGCUUCGAUGACGCAUUCUCAAGCAACAUGGAGCUUGAUGAAAUGGACACUGGUAAGUCAGCCUUGCAGAGUCCCGGUCGAGACCGAAAUCUGACGAUGCAGUUUUGAAUCAUCUGGAGCAGAAAGGAUAUCUUCACCCCCUGAAGGACCUCAUGUCCCAGAGAAGCAACUGGGCAUCGAUUCAGACUAACAAACCAAAAACAACAACAAAAACAAGACCAACACUGGUACUACUGUCGACACCACCACAGACUCUACUGUCCCUACAAACACCCAAAAACACAGCUUCUGUUUCAGUAAUGCCCCACAUUUCCCCACAAACACAGCUUCUGAUGCACGGCUGCCCCAAAUGUCCCCACAAACACAGCUUCUGAUGCACGGCUGCCCCAAAUGUCCCCACAAACACAGCUUCUGAUGCGCGGCUGCCCCAAAUGUCCCCACAAACAUAGCUUCUGAUGCACGGCCGCCCCAAAUGUCCCCACAAACACAGCUUCUGAUGCACGGCCGCCCCAAAUGUCCCCACAAACACAGCUUCUGAUGCAUUACUGCCCCAAAUGUCCACAGAAACAAAGCUUCUAAUGCAUUACUGACCCAAAUGUCCACAGAAACAAAGCUUCUAAUGCAUUACUACCCCAAAUGUCCACAGAAACACAGCUUCUGAUGCACUACUGCCCCAAAUGCCCCCACAAACACAGCUUCUGAUGCACUACUUCCCCAAAUGUCCCCACAAACACAGCUUCUGAUGCAAUACUGCCCCAAAUGUCCCCACAAACACAGCUUCUGAUGCUGUACUGCCCCAAAUGUCUCUAUGUCCACAAACCCCUGAUAACCAAGACAUGCUACUGCCCUUGCAAACCUCAAAGUGUGGGGAAAAAAAUAGUAUACUGCCGUCACCAGAAAUCAGGUCCUGAAAAUCCGUCCUAUCAGACCACUUUGACCACAUGGUACUUUGCAUUCUGAUACUCUGUCAUCUAGAGCAAAUACCUUCUCGACACCCAGCAUCUGUUUUAAAAUAAAAAUGGACAACCAGCCUCUUCUCACUUCCAAAGUAAACUCUGAUCUCCAUGGUGACUCACCAAACGGUACCCUGUUGUAGUGUACUGUAAUAGGGUACCGUUUGCACUAGUACAUAGAUAAUUGUCCUUAAUGGUAUAAUCCCACUGUGGUUAGUUAAGACCAGCUCCAACUCUGAUGAAAGUGCUGUCUUACUAAAUCCAUAUUGAACACUACCAGCCUCAGGAGGUCACCACCUGGAAUACACGUCUUUCAAUCUGUUGAAAAAAAAGAAGCUAUUCCUUUAAUUCAGCAUGUUCAUUAACACUGGACAGACCAGGCUUCGUUUGACCUACAGUGGGGAGAACAAGUAUUUGAUACACUGCCGGUUUUGCAGGUUUUC
Messenger RNA from Esox lucius (northern pike), 2350 nucleotides. RefSeq names its product low density lipoprotein receptor adapter protein 1. The transcript is spliced from 10 exons. The record is from RefSeq and is a predicted model, not a curated record. Lineage: Eukaryota; Metazoa; Chordata; Actinopteri; Esociformes; Esocidae. Bases 202 to 1062 code for a protein of 286 amino acids.